Molecule: messenger RNA, 4238 nt
Organism: Spodoptera littoralis (African cotton leafworm)
Lineage: Eukaryota; Metazoa; Arthropoda; Insecta; Lepidoptera; Noctuidae
Source: the annotation of a GenBank genome assembly
CAUAAAUAAAAUUAAUAUUAAAUAUUACUUAAUGAAAAUAUAUACAACUUAAAAUAUAAAUAACUAUGAACUAAAAUAUUUACACCUUAAAAAAGUAAUAAUAAUAAAAAUGACGAUAACCUCGUGAAAGCUGAGAAAGGCAAACAAUAAAAUAUCUAGACUUAGCUCACGAGAUUGUCGUCAUGUGGAGUGUGGAUUCGGCUAUCAUUGUGCCGAUAGUAGUGUCGGCCAAUGGGUUAAUCCCUAAAAGCCUCUACAUCCAUCUUACGAGGUUGGCGUCGGCGUUAGGUGGAUGGAUCAAGGGCCUGAUACAGAAGGCAGUUACUGUUACAGACAGUUACAGGCAGGCAGAUACUCCUAGAAACGGCACGUAUCGUGAGGAGGUUUCUGUCUCUGGAGCCCUAACCACCGGUAGCUUGGACCAUGCUCCCGCUACUAGUCGGCUCCUAUUUUUUAUAUUUUUAAAUAUUAUUUUUUAUUUUAUAAGUAGUAUUUAAAAAUGUAAUUUGUAGAGAAUUUUAAAUAAAUAUAAUAUGUAAAUAAAAAUGCUAUCUUAAGGCAUCAAUAUAAAUUUUCCUCAUCGCUACCGUGAGUGCCCAAAAGACUGGCAGCAUUGCCACGUUGAAUGGCAAUGCUUAACCUUUGCCCAAGGUAGUAGCCAGCCCUUCGAUCACCUGAAGUGUCAAUCAUCCUCCUUACAAUAUCUUUGUAAAGAAGAUGUGCACUUGGGCCCCAUGACCCUAAAGUUUCCACCCCAAACGGUUUAUAUUAAUUAUAUUGGUUUACAUUCAUCAUAUUUAUUAUCUAAGAGGAACAUUAUAUUUUUAUUAGGUAUAUACAUAUAUUAUUUUAUUCAGCACAUUGCACGGUUGUUUUGCGGCUUACUUUUAUUCGUGUUUAUUAUAGUUGAAAUUCGUAUUCAUUUAUUAAUAAAGAUAUUAUUUGUACUUGUGUUUUUAAUAUACUCAGGUUGUUUAUUUCAUCGAAAUAUACCUAAUAUUUUGAUGGAGGCGACAAGCGCCCUAGAGGAGUGCAUUUUUAAUCGUGAAGUAGGCAGAUUCAGUCUAUUUCUAUGUCUAGGAUUCAUUUUUGUCUGGAUAUCUCCUUUACAAACUUACAAAUUUCGCAUAUAUACAGACAGGGUAGGGUUAACAUGUUCAGUUCAUGGAGGUGUGGUUUACAUGAAUCGGUGUGGUGUCGUCAAAAUUAGUCAAAAUUCUUAUUAGUUUUUUUUGGUAGGGUAAAUAGCGAAGGCGCAUCAGUACUAUUUCCCCACAGUAUAAUUCCAUAUUUAAGCCAUUAGAUUUAGUCAGGUGCAGUGGGCAAUAGGCAGACAGAUAUAAGUGGUAGAUAAAAUAUUUGUAGGUAGGUUUAUAGUAGUUAGUAGCGAACUGUAGAGGGCAAGAAGCUGCGAUUUGUAGGUUGUAUGGAGUAUGGAGGAGAGAGGCGCGCGGCGGCGCAGCGCGGGCCGCUCCGGGGCCGGCUGCCGCCGCGCCGAGCCAAACACUACGCACCGCCCUCGCUCCACCAGACGCGACACAUUGCUCGACCCGCUGUCUACAGAGUACAUACAUACAUAGGUACUUGUGAGAGUAAGACUCCACAGUCUCCAGACACAGAAUGGUAGUAAUCUGUUUCAGAUCUCACUUUAUUUAUUUAUAUACAGCGUGUUCAGUGAACGUGUACUACCUGCUAGAUUAAACCGACCCAAUUCUCAGGACCAGGUGCUGUGCCUGUCGGUGCAUACAAAUUGUACGUGCUCUUAUGCCGUGGCCACACCAACGUCAACGUCAAUGCCGAUUAUCACGAUGUUUACUACGAUAAUUAUUGCGAUAAUUUUAACGCGAUAAAGUAGAUGGGUGGCUACACUUGAAAUUUCAACGUGAAUGCCCAUAAUGCCAAACGGCGAUGUGAAUGCCGUUGUCAAAUUAUCGCGUUGACUCGUGGCUACACCUACAGUGAACGUACACUAUCGCGAUAAGCAAUGGCAUUUCUCGUUGGUGUGGCCGCAGUUUUAUACGUAUGUUGAAGUAGGGAAUAUUGCGGACAGGAAGUAACGCCUGUCUCAAUUGCGUGCUAGGCUUGCUGUUAUCGCAUCAGGCGACAUAACCCCUUUUGAAGGAGUGGCUAAUCGCCUUCUGCCAGACACAGGUACUGUACUCACCGGACAGGUGGACAUGGAAGUUUCGGAAGGUAUCUAUUUCGCACUCGGCGGGGGGAAACGUCCGGUUAUCAUUACUGCGAGAACCGCCCCGAGAACAUGGUGGACCAUACGAUGGCGGUGUGCCGUGGUUGGGAUGAGUACCGUCAUGCUCUUGGAAACGUGAUUGGAUGCAUGACCUCACACGCCCUAUUUGGUUCAGGUCAUAGUGCGGAGCGAGGGGAACUGGGAAGCCGUCUUCUCCUUCUGCGAAUUAGUCAUUCUAGCGAAGAAGGAGGCUGAGCGUGUGAGAGAACGAUCCUCUUUACGCUCUAGCCGCCGCAGCUAAGCUAAGACAUUUCGGGCGUCAAGAAUCAUGCGACGACCACCAGCCAGGGCCACAAGGGUAUGAAAAUCCCGCGAGAUUGGGGUUCAAACAAGAUCUCGCCACAUUGCCAGUUUUUUGCAAUUAUUCGGUCGGUCGCGGCGAAGUUGCACAGCUUACCGCCCACGCUUACCGCACGACGAAGAAUGAAACUUGAAAGAGUUCCUUUGUGACUCGAAACUAGUAGAGCGUUUCUCAGUAUAAUAGUCACGAGAGUACCUAACCUGUCGUUUGUAGUCAACUGCCAAACUGUAGUUUACUACUUCUACUUUGACGUACAUAACUGUGAAAUAUUAUAAGAAACAACCAGUCUUCUCCUUUGCCGCCUUUGCCCGAGCUGGGAUCAAACCCGAGAUUUUUGGCAAAUUUGCUAGCUGUAGGCACGUUGUUCGCGAAUUAUCGUCAGGGAGGUUCAAGUUUAGUAGGCAGGUAGUCGUGGUGUUCCUCUUACUUAGGAAGGCGAGGAGAGGGCGCGGCGGCGCGGGGCGGGGCGGGGCGCGCGUCCCGCGGCAGUGGCGCGAGUGUGGUGACGCGAUGCGCUCGUUCGUGAGGGCGGCGACACUGGCGGCGCUGCUGGCGCUGGCGGCGGCCGCGGCGCGCCGCACUGACCAGGACUUCGAGUUUGACGAUGACACGGACGCCGCGGUCGCCGCGGCGGCCCCGGGCGGCAGCGGCGCGCACUCGCGCAGGCCGAGCCGCUACGUGUACGACCCGCACAAUUCGCUGUGUCGCUCACUGGUGUGUAAGAAGCGCGAGGUUUGUGUUCUGCGGGACGCCUUUACUGCGCUCUGUGCCACCAAGAAGGAUAUCUUACGGCGAGGUGACGUGAUAGUGGCCGCGAGCAGCAGUGGCGGGGCGUGGGAGGGCGAGCGCGACUCCGGCCAGGCGGAGCGCGACGACAACGACGACGACGUCUUCUACGACACGGCUGUGCACGACACCGACGUCGACCCGGACCUGGACGCAGACGAUGCCAAGCGGUACUUCGUCGGAUAUUAUGUUAGGUAUGCAUCGACUAGUACCAUUCUAACUUCUAACAUAUUUGCAGGAUCCGAAGGCUGCGCACUGGAUAAAAUGGCGAAUCGACUUCUAGAUUGGUUCUCAGUAUUAAUGGACGAAGCGGGGGCGACCGCACCACCGGCGGACGGGUUCCCGCGCGACUGUAAGCCCGAGGUGCGCUGGAUGUUCGCGCACCUCGACACCGACGGCGACGGGCUGCUCUCCGCCGCCAACCUGUACGCGCUGCGCCACGACGAGCGCGAGCGCUGCCUGCGCCCCUUCCUGGCGUCGUGCGCGGGCGCGGGCGGGGGCGCGGGCGCGGGCGCGGGCGGGGGCGCGGGGCUGGCGCGCGCGGAGUGGUGCGCGUGCCUGCGGCGCGCGGCGCGGCCGUGCCUGGCGCUGGCGCGCGCGCACGCGGGCGCGGGCGGCGGCGGGUACGUGCCGGCGUGCGACGCGCGCGGCUUCUACCGGCCGCGCCAGUGCCACGCGGCGCUGGCCGUGUGCUGGUGCGUGGACCCGCACGGCCAGGAGCUGCCCGGCUCGCGGACGAAGGGCGCGCCGGCCUGUCCCGGUGAAAAGUCUAUGGCGGACGUGGAGGGCGGCGAGGAGGGCGAGGCGAGCGAGGCGGGCGAAGAGGGCGAGGCGGGCGCCCAGGGCGCGCCGGACGACGACGAGGACGGCGCGGGCAGCGGGGACGCAGAGCUGCAUUUCUAG